AUGAAAUUUACCUAUCAAUUGGAGUACAAUGCCUUCGGGCCUUGGCACGAUGGCUACAUCCAAUACAAGAAGCUCAAGAAGCUCAUCAAACAACAGCGACAUAAUCAAGCCUCCACUGAGGAAGGCCCUACUAUUACUCCAGAGGAGGCUUGGAAGGCUUUCGAGGCAGCCUUGGACGCUGAAAUGGACCGUAUAUCUGUGUAUUUUUAUAAUAUUUACGCUCGGUUGACAACCUCAGUGAAACAGCAUCUAGCUCCAAUGGAGGCUCACAAGCACGUGGAGUCCAAGCAUCGAAAGGAAUGCAUUGAGCUCUUUGCGGAGCUUAAUGAGCUCAAGAACUUUGUUCAGCUCAACUCCGAGGGUGCGCGAAAGAUUGUGAAGAAGUUUGAUAAGUUCAACGGGACCUCCCAUUGCGGCGAGUACAUGUCAACGUGCCAGCCAUUGGUGAGCAUGCAGCACGAGGCACGAACUAACCUUAGUGCUAUGAUAUCCGAUGUUGAGAAAAGUUAUGCCGAGUAUUACUGUAGUGGAGAUGUCUCCUUGGCGUUAGAGGAGCUAUCACGUAGUUUAUCAGAGCUGCUAGUAUGGGAUAGAGGCACCAUCUGGCAUGACCUUAUUAAACUCGAAAGGCAGCGGACGAGGCUUGGUACUGUUGCUACUGGAGGCCGGGCUGUGAAAUCAGAGGAUAUGCCGUUGGUCCGGCAAGUUACCCAAACACAGGCUGCGGCCCCACCAUCCGAGCUGCUGGAGGCUGGCCAUGCCAAGAGCAUCGAGGGUGUUGCUGCUAGCACUCCGACGAAGUUAGUGCCCUUGACGUCGUCCGAUUUGGUUAGUUGUUUGCGAGCCAAGUGGGCGAGUAUUGUCACCUACACGGUCGUGUUUCUUGUUUUUAUACUUUUACUAGCAAUAGAUAUUCCCGGCAUGCACGGCGCCGCACGACGGUGUUUGGCAGUGUUGUGGAUUACCAGUGCGUUCUGGUGCCUAGGGACUCUCCCAUUGCAUAUCACUGCUCUUGCCGUCCCUAUGUUGGUAGUAGUAUUUCGUUGUUUGCCCUCGGCUGGUGGAGAUCGGCAGAAAGCGGCCUUGAUGGCAAUCAAGUCUAUGUGGUCCGGUUCUCAGCUGAUGGUCCUUGCCAGUUUUUCCCUAGCAGCUGCUUUGUCUAAGCUCAGGCUUGACAAGGAGAUUGCUUGUAUACUGUUGAAGUCGGCUGGGGGCAAGAGCCGGGUUCGAACCCUGCGGAUGAUGAUGUUGGUAGCUUAUAUAGUGUCAGCGGCUGUAGGCAAUGUAGCUGCUAGUGUCCUGUGUAUGAGUAUAGUAAGCCCGAUACUCGAUGAGCUGCCACAGAAUCUACCCUCGACCUACUCCUAUGGUAGGGCUAUGUUGCUGUCAAUUGCGUUUGCGUGCAACAUUGGAGGUAUGACUAGUCCGGUGGCCUCUCCACAGAACGUGGUAGCCUUUGCGACGCUUCACACUGACUACGGUCUUUCGUUUGCCCAAUGGUGUGGUAUUGCUAUCCCGACCUCAUUCGUACUGCUCGUUGCUGUCUCCUUUGUGACACGACCGAAGUUCCACCAUCGACGAGCCAGUAAAGUCCAACAGCCUCUACUGCACGAGACCGCCAAUCCUGACUAUCUAGCUCUCCCACCUAGGUUAGUAGCCUCAGCGAGCGGAGCGUUGUUCGGUAAUUGGCAACGGACUGUGGUUAUUGUUAUUGUCAUUGGAUGUAUCAUUAUGUGGCUUUCUUCUAGUCUCACUUGUGCUGUCUUUGGUGACACGUCGCUAUCUGCAUUGCUACCAUUGGUAUUGCUAUUUUCUAUUCCUGGCUUGCUCACCAAAGCUGACUUCCUAUCCCUUCCCUGGGAUGUGUGCUUCCUUUUGGCAGGAGGCUCGUGUCUGGCAUUGGCCGUGAGAGACUCAAAGCUGUUGGAGAUUGCAUCAAGCGGAGCAUCUCAGAUUCUUCACGGUGCGCCUCUGUGGGUAUGCAUCGUCGGUACUGUUACCUUCGUCACACUAUGUUCAACGGCUGUCUCCCAUAUUGCAGCUGCUAAUGUGCUCAUGCCCUUCAUCGUAGCCCUAGGGGAUGAGGUUGUCCCUAAGGGCAUCAGAGGAGGAGUUACCCUGAUAGCGAUGCCAGCUGCCUUGGCCCUCUCCGCUGGUUCAGCCUUACCGGUGAGCUCAGCGCCCAACGUCAAUGCUACUGCUAUCAAGCGACAAGGAGAUGAUAACAGACCGUGGCUCCAACCGAAAGACUUCAUCAUUCCAGGAGCUGUGACUUCUGUGGUGGCGGUAUUUGUUAUCUCCGGACUGGGAGCAGUUAUGAGUGAGGCAGUGGCCUGA
Messenger RNA from Perkinsus marinus ATCC 50983, 2337 nucleotides. Its product is annotated as Tonoplast dicarboxylate transporter, putative. The coding region runs from base 1 to 2337 and encodes 778 amino acids. Gene Ontology annotation, biological process: phosphate ion transport; polyphosphate metabolic process; monoatomic anion transmembrane transport. Gene Ontology annotation, molecular function: phosphate transmembrane transporter activity. The transcript has 6 exons. Gene Ontology annotation, cellular component: membrane. Lineage: Eukaryota; Perkinsozoa; Perkinsida; Perkinsidae. The record is from RefSeq and is a predicted model, not a curated record.